Molecule: messenger RNA, 2048 nt
Organism: Drosophila willistoni
Lineage: Eukaryota; Metazoa; Arthropoda; Insecta; Diptera; Drosophilidae
Product: ATP-binding cassette sub-family G member 5
Exons: 12
Coding region: 134-1948 (604 amino acids)
Cellular component (GO): plasma membrane
Molecular function (GO): ATP binding; ABC-type transporter activity; ATP hydrolysis activity
Source: RefSeq, a predicted model, not a curated record
AAGCCACUCAGUUGGAUUGGACGUGUUCACGGAAGAUCAAAGUUAUUUACUUUUGUAUUUGGUCACUUGGCUCUCUCUCGACAGCUCUUGCUCUCUGUGAGCCACUCUUUAAACUUGUAUAUUAGUGGUGGCUAUGAAAAUGAUCGGCAGCGAUUACGUACUGGAAGCACACAACAUAUUCCACACCACCGAGGUGGAUGGUGGUGGCUGCUUCAAUGGAGCCGGCAAUUCAGCUCUAGUACUGAAAGGUGUCAAUUUGACGGUUCACAGUGGUGAAGUGAUGGCCAUACUGGGCUCUAAGGGUAGUGGAAAGCGCGCUCUAUUGGAUGUCAUUUCGAGACGUUCAGAUGGUUCUACACGCGGUCAGGUGCUCCUCAAUGGAUCUCCUUUAUCGAGGGCUUUAUUUCAACAGCGCUGCGGCUAUGUCACACAAUCUUGCACCUUUGUUCCUGGUCUGACAGUGGCCCAGACUCUGCACUAUACGCCCACUAUUCUUAGUGGUUAUCUGAAGAGCUCCAAAGUGCGUCAAGUGCUGGCUGAUUUGGCUCUAUCCCAAGUGGCCCAUAAGCGUGUAGAGUAUUUGAAUAUUAGUGAGGCCAGACGUCUGGCAAUUGGCAUUCAAUUGGUCAGAGAUCCAGUUAUGCUGCUGCUGGAUGAGCCUACACAAGGAUUGGAUCCAUUGAGUGCCUAUUUGCUGAUCUCUAUUCUUUCCAAUACCGCCAAGAAGACAGGUUGUGGAAUUUUACUGUCGCUGGAAAAGCCACGUUCCGAUGUCUUUCCCUUCUUGGAUCGCGCUCUGUUCCUUUGUCUAGGGGGCGUUGUUUAUUCCGGUGGCACUCGUGCCAUGUUGGAAUACUUCCAUGGCAUUGGUUUUCCCUGUCCACAAUUGGAGAAUCCUUUAAUGUAUUAUCUCUGCCUAUCCACUGUGGAUCGGCGUAGUCGUGAUCGUUUCUUGGAAUCGAGCCAGCAGAUUGAGGCUCUAGUUGAGCGCUUUUCUCGGGAGACUCCCAUUUCGGAUGCACCAAUAAAUAAUAUGGGAUCAGGCAAAGUGCCGCUGGCCUAUGGUAAACCAGGAGAGUUAAAAGUUUGGAUCAUGUUGUAUUUAAAGCUAUUGGCAUCCACUUUCUCAUGCGGAAUGGUGGGCAUGAAGACACUUUUCUUGCGCCUGCUGCUGCUUCCCCUAACCAUGGGCAUUUUGUGGGCAUUCUAUACAAAUGUUGGAGAUGAUGGCCAUGGUUUCUUUACGCGCAAUGGAAUGAUAUUGAAUAUAUUGGGAUUGUCUUAUGGUUGUGGUAUUUUGACCACCAUUUCACUAUUUCCCAUUUGGCGUAAAAAGUUCUCACAGGAUACACCAGAAGGACUUUACUCAGGCACAACAUUGCUUAUUGCCUACAAUGCGGUAUCCAUACCCUUCUCUGCUGUUUCCGCCGUGAUUGCCAGCUGUGUCAUCUAUCCCCUCCUGCUAGAUGCCAAGUACAACAAUGGCACCAUCUUUGCUUAUCUUUUGGUUGCCCUAUGGUCCAGUUAUGUGCUCGCCGAGCAAUUAUCCAUUGCCUUUCUCCUAGUGGUGAAAGUGCCCUUCAAUGCAGCCAUUGCGGUGACCUAUGUCCUGGUGAUAAGUCUUGCUCUGGCCAGUGGCACAGUUCGUUCAUUCAAGGGCUUACAGCCUUGGCUGCAGGACAAUACCAAGGGCACUCAUACCCGCUAUGCCUCAUCCUUGUUGCAUAGCAUUGCCUUUCAGUCGCGCAAAUUGAAUUGCACUCCCACCGCCUCGGUUAUAUGUCCCAAGCCUGCUGACUUUAUGCACGAGCGUCUUGGUCUGCCAGAUCCAGAUGAAACCAUCGAUGUGGCUGCUUCCUGUGCUUUUGCUGUAGGUUUGGCCGCCUUUAAUAUGUUGCUCUACCUAUUCCCAAUGCCUCGUUGUGUGCGUCAGAAGUUUAAAGAUUAAAGGCAGAGAUCUAGCAUUAAAACCUGCCACAUUUACACACACUACCGACUAAUUUCUAUUUAUUUUAAGUACAAUUCUUAUAAAUUACAUAUUUAGUUAA